UGUUAGUUCUUGGUUGGCCAUUUGCGACGUACAACCACCGCGAGUUUCGACCAUCGCGCACGGUGCUGCUCAUUCAUCUUCUCCAAAUAAAGUUGUGCCUUCUCUGUUGUUUUGACAUUAAGCUCCGAAGGAAACUGCCAUGAUGGUUUCUAUGAAGCGAGAAAGAGAGGCUGAAGUGGACGAUGAUGAUGAGGACGACGAAGACAUAGUGGCAGCCAAAGUAGGCCGAGGACGUGCAGCAGAAGACCGGAGAAGCCGCCACUGUCCUUACCUCGACACUAUAAACAGGAGUGUGCUGGACUUUGACUUUGAGAAACUGUGCUCCAUAUCACUCUCCCACAUCAAUGUCUACGCCUGCCUUAUAUGUGGGAAAUACUUUCAAGGUAGAGGUUUGAAGUCUCAUGCUUACACGCACAGUGUGCAGUUUACCCAUCAUGUGUUCCUGAAUCUGCACACUCUCAAGUUUUACUGUCUGCCAGACAACUACGAGAUCAUUGACUCCUCACUAGAAGACAUCACGUAUGUGCUGAAACCAACUUUCACCAAGCAGCACAUUGGAGGGCUGGACAAGCAGGGUAAACUGUACCGAGCCUACGAUGGUACGACCUACCUGCCUGGCAUCGUAGGGCUCAACAACAUUAAAGCCAACGACUACGCCAAUGUGGUUUUACAGGCUUUUUCCAAUGUUCCACCGUUGCGAAACUACUUCCUUGAGGAGGAAAACUACAUGGGGAUCCGGAGACCACCGGGUGACAUCAUGUUCCUCUUGGUGCAGAGGUUCGGUGAGCUGAUGCGCAAACUUUGGAAUCCGAGAAACUUCAAGGCUCAUGUCUCUCCACAUGAGAUGCUGCAAGCUGUUGUGCUGUGCAGCAAGAAGAACUUUCAAAUCACCAAACAAGGAGAUGCUGUGGACUUCAUGACGUGGUUCUUGAAUGCUCUGCAUGGUGCUCUGGGAGGCACAAAGAAAAAAACAUCAAGCAUCACAAAAGCGUUUCAAGGCUCCAUGCGGAUCUUUUCAAAGAAACUUCCACACCCAGAUUGUACACCAGAAGAGAAAGAGGCGUUGCUUGUGACGGAGGAGUACCAGGAGCAGAUGUCAGAGUCCACCUUCCUGUUUCUGACCCUUGACCUCCCAACAGCUCCACUGUACAAGGAUGAGAAGGAGCAGCUCAUUAUCCCACAGGUUCCCCUCUUCAACAUCCUGGGGAAGUUCAAUGGCAGCACGGAGAAGGAGUACAAAACCUACAAAGAGAAUUUCCUCAAAAGGUUCCAGUUGACCAAACUGCCUCCGUACCUCGUCUUUUGCAUCAAAAGAUUCACCAAGAACAACUUCUUCGUGGAGAAGAACCCCACAAUCGUCAACUUCCCCAUCACGAAUGUAGACCUUCGUGAGUACUUGACAGAAGAAGCUCAAGUGACAGAGAAAAACACAACAUAUGACCUCGUCGCCAACGUGGUGCAUGAUGGGAAACCAACCGAGGGAGCAUACAGAAUACAUGUUCUGCAUCAUGGAACUGGGAAGUGGUAUGAGAUGCAGGACCUGCAGGUGACCGACAUUCUCCCCCAGAUGAUCACACUGUCCGAGGCCUACAUCCAGAUCUGGAAGAGACAGGAGAGUGACACGGACACAAACAACCACACGGCGGUGUAAGUGAGACCACAUUCUCAACAUGGCCAGAAGGAAACUGGGUAUUUAACGGAUAAAACAACAACAUGACAGAAAUGCGGCUAAAGAGACUUUUUCUCUAAAUAAAUGUAUGUUUCCUGUGUUUUUUUCACAGUUUUAUGUUUUUACUAUGUGGAAGUUUCCAAAUAAACAAACUUCAGGACAUA
Gymnodraco acuticeps is the source of this 1833-nucleotide messenger RNA. RefSeq names its product ubiquitin specific peptidase 39 (gene usp39). NCBI's taxonomy places the organism in Eukaryota, Metazoa, Chordata, Actinopteri, Perciformes, Bathydraconidae. Gene Ontology annotation, biological process: mRNA processing; protein deubiquitination; spliceosomal complex assembly. The coding region runs from base 140 to 1651 and encodes 503 amino acids. The transcript has 13 exons. Gene Ontology annotation, molecular function: zinc ion binding; cysteine-type deubiquitinase activity. The record is from RefSeq and is a predicted model, not a curated record.